Oryza brachyantha (malo sina) is the source of this 1863-nucleotide messenger RNA. RefSeq names its product probable flavin-containing monooxygenase 1. The transcript has 5 exons. Gene Ontology annotation, molecular function: N,N-dimethylaniline monooxygenase activity; flavin adenine dinucleotide binding; NADP binding. Lineage: Eukaryota; Viridiplantae; Streptophyta; Magnoliopsida; Poales; Poaceae. The record is from RefSeq and is a predicted model, not a curated record. The coding region runs from base 1 to 1596 and encodes 531 amino acids.
AUGGAGGAGACGAAGAGGGUGGCCAUCGUCGGCGCCGGCGCGAGCGGGCUCGCCGCGUGCAAGCACGCGCUGGAGCGCGGCUUCCGCCCCGUCGUCUUCGAGGCCGACGCGGCGGGCGCCGUCGGCGGCGUCUGGGCGCGCACCAUCGCCUCGACGCGGCUCCAGACGCCGCGGCCCUACUUCGAGUUCUCCGACUUCCCGUGGCCGCCGGCGGUGGCGGAUCUGUACCCGGACCACGACCAGGUGGCGGGGUACCUGCGGUCGUACGCCGAGCGCUUCGGCGUGCUGGAGUGCGUCCGCUUCGGCUGCCGCGUCGCCUCCAUGGAGUACGCCGGCGCCGGCGAGGAGGAGGUCAUGGCGUGGGAGCACUGGGCCGGCAACGGCGAGGCGUUCGGCACUGGCCGCGGCGAGUGGCGGCUCACCGUUCAGCACGGCGACAGCGUCGAGCAGCUGCAUGUCACGGAUUUCGUGGUGCUGUGCAUCGGACGGUUCAGCGGCGCCUCCAACAUGCCGAGAUUCCCACCGGACAAAGGGCCAGAGGCAUUCGCCGGCACGGCGAUCCACUCCAUGGAGUACGCCAACAUGGGUGCCGCCAGCGCUACCCAGCUCGUCAAGGCCAAGCUCGUCACCGUCGUCGGCUACCAGAAGUCCGCCGUCGACAUCGCCGCCGAGAUCGCCGACGCCAAUGGGGCGUCACAUCCAUGCACGAUAGUGUUACGGAAGAAGCGAUGGAUCGUGCCGGACUUGUACGCCUGGGGCGUCCCGAUCGCAGUGUUCUUCAUCACUCGCUUCUCUCAGCUCCUACUUCACAAGCCUGGAAAUGGCUUGAUCCUUAGCCUUGUGGCCACACUCUUAUCACCACUGAGAUGGUUCUUCUCCAAGUUUGUCGAGAGCUACUACAAAUGGGCUCUGCCCAUGGAGAAGCACGACAUGGUGCCGGACGAGGGUUUCUUGGAGGGAAUGUGCUCGUGCUCUGUUACCAAACUGCCGCAUAAGUUCUACGACAAGGUCGAGGAAGGGAGCAUCGUCCUGAAGAAAGCCAAGAGAUUCAGCUUCUGCAAGGAAGGCCUGAUCAUCGAAGGCGACUCGUCCUCGGAGACCAUCAAGAGCGACGUUGUGAUCUUCGCCACAGGGUUCAAUGGGGACCAGAAGAUCAGGGAGAUGUUCAAAUCGCCCCUGUUCAGAGACAUUGUGGCUGGCUCACCUUCCGGCAUAGUUCCACACUUCAGGCAAUGCAUCCAUCCCAGGAUCCCGCAGCUAGCGAUCAUCGGCUACGCUGAAAGCUGGUCGAACCUGUGCCUCUCCGAGCUGCUGUCCAAGUGGCUGGCGCAUCUCCUCCAUGGAAGCUUCAGAUUGCCAAGCAUAAGGGAGAUGGAGGAGGACAUAGCCGAAUGGGACAAGUACAUGAAACGCUAUGCUCCUGACCGGUUCCGUCGAUCUUGCGUCGGGCCAGUCAGCGUGCUGUGCACCGAUCGGAUCUGCCAAGACAUUGCUGGGGUUCAGAGGAGGAGGAAGAGAUGGUUGCUGGCGGAUUGGUUUGUGCCUUACGGACCAGCAGAUUACGCUGAUCUCAACUUGAACAGCUGCAAGUUGUGAACCGAAGUCUGAGCCUUGAGGAGAGGACAGUCUCGCGGUUAGGUUCUCUCUAUUUUUACAGGGUUGAGUUAGGCAUGAGAGGGAAAAGACUUGCCUUGUUUUGAUUUUAUAUUUAGCAUUUGGUAUUAAAUUACAUGCGCUAAUCAGUUGGUUUUUUUUCUGUUACAUGAUUGAUUUAGACACGAGGGAUUGAGUUGUGUGCAUAUUUUUGCUGUGUUUAGUGAUCGGUAUUGAAUCGCAUGCACCAGUCAUCAACCCAAAAUCUUA